Molecule: messenger RNA, 3467 nt
Organism: Ornithodoros turicata
Lineage: Eukaryota; Metazoa; Arthropoda; Arachnida; Ixodida; Argasidae
Product: DNA-binding protein P3A2-like
Exons: 9
Coding region: 117-1637 (506 amino acids)
Biological process (GO): regulation of transcription by RNA polymerase II
Cellular component (GO): nucleus
Molecular function (GO): DNA-binding transcription factor activity, RNA polymerase II-specific; RNA polymerase II cis-regulatory region sequence-specific DNA binding
Source: RefSeq, a predicted model, not a curated record
GUCACUUCCUUUUUCAUCCUUUACCUUGCUCAGUUCGUCUCCAUUUCUAUCGACUCUUGCGCAUAGAUUUAGGCGAUCUUUAGAAGCUUCUCAUAAAUUACGGCGGGUAGAAAGUAAUGAAUGGUUCGGCAGAGCUGAGCUCUGCUGUGCUGAACUCUGGAGUGGGACACCAGUCCGGGAUGAUGUCUGCAGAUGACCUAAGCGAUCCCCCUUCCAGUCCAGACAGCCCCUUUGAUGACUCAGACCUACUGUCUUCGUCCACGGUCGCCGACGAUGUCACUGCGCAGCUCGCAGCUGCAGGUCCCGUUGGAGUGGCAGCCGCAGCAGCCAUCGCCACGGGCAAGAAGCGCAAGCGGCCGCACACCUUUGAGACAAACCCCUCCAUCCGCAAGCGCCAGCAGACGCGACUGCUCAGGAAGUUGAAGGCGACGAUAGACGAGUACACGACGCGUGUUGGUCAACAGGCAGUGGUGCUGGCAGUGACUCCCGGCAAGCCACAGCAUCACUUCAAAGUUUUUGGGGCGCAUCCCCUCGAGACUGUGGUGCGCGCCUGUCGAGGGGUGCUUGUAGGGGAGCUGGAAGCGGCAUUGGCCCAACAAGCGCCCCCGCAGGCGCAGGAAGACCCCACUCUGCACGAGUUGCCACCUUUGGUGGUGGACGGCAUUCCCACCCCGGUGGAAAAGAUGACGCAGGCUCAGCUUCGUGCGUUCAUCCCCCUUAUGCUCAAAUAUUCUACGGGUCGCGGCAAGCCAGGGUGGGGCAAGGAGUCGACGCGGCCCCUGUGGUGGCCGAGCGACCUGCCCUGGGCCAAUGUACGCAGUGACGCUCGCUCCGAAGACGACAAGCAAAAGGUACAGGUCUCCUGGACCCAUGCGCUGCGGCAGAUCGUCAUCAACUGCUACCGGUAUCACGGAAGGGAAGACCUCCUGCCGGCAUUCAGCGAGGACGAGGACAAGGAAAAAGUGAAGGCCCUGGCCACGCAUGUCACCCAGGGACAGGUGUCGGCCGUGGUGAACGCGGUGGCCACGACGGCCAGCAGCACCAUGACAGGAGCGGUUACGGCAGAAUCGCUCACCACCGCACAAGGGGUGAGCACCUUGUCCGUCCUUGCGAAUGAGGUUUCUCACGAAUUCCACCAGACGCUCUACACGAGUCCCAUCACACACUACACACCUACCAUGGUGCAGACAAUCAACAACCCCGAUGGGACGGUCUCCAUCAUUCACGUGGACCCCGGCAGCGCCCUUCUCACUCUCCCAGACGGCACCCACGCUCAAGUGCGCACGGUCAGCGCCACCAUGGACGGGGAUGGUGCACAGAAUGGAGCCGCCGUGGCCCCCAUCAGUGCCGUGAACAUGGAACUGAAUAGCGAGGCGGCAGCACGGGCCGUGGCCACCCUGGCCGAGGCCACCCUCAAUCAUGACGGACAGAUCAUACUCACGGGGGAGGACGGGACGCAGAGUGCAUUCCCAGUAUCUGGCAUGGUGACCAUCCCGGUCUCAAUGUACCACGGCAUGCAAGUGACCAUGGCCCCCGUGGUGUCCGCCGAGGCAGCCUCUGGCUCCGAGGGCGGUGGCGGCGACGGAGUGGAAGUGCUCGCCGUGCCCGUGUCUGCCACGCAGCAACAGGUUGAAUGAUCCGUCUCCUCAACCACCCCUCCUCAGCUUGCGAUACAGUAGCGCAAGCUCCUCCGCCAUCUCAAGGAUCUCAUGCUGACGACAGUGGUGGGUGCACACAUUAUGGCAGGUGUGCUGUGUACAGUAGUAUACCGUGAAGCGUGAGUGACCUGCAUCCCAUCGCUGCAGAGUCAGGGGCGUGAUGUUGGUGUCAUUUGAGUGCUGUACCUGUACUGUACCCGUAAGGUUAAAAGCUUUCAUGGCCCGGCACGCAAUAUUCUUAGGGCCCCGUGUUUUCGGGUUUUAUGUUUUGUGAAAAUCGGGUCUUAUUUUGGGAGCCGUAAAACACGGUGAAAUCGGGCAGAAAUUAUCGAAGGAGCGCCACUUGCACUCUAGAUUAACGCAAGAUAUGAAUCAGCCAUGCUGAGUGUGCAGUGCUUGGCAUCCAGUAUGCCCAUGUUGGUGGCUGAAUUGGCACUUUGCCAAGUUAGUUUUCGGGUUUUUUCGGGUUUUACUCGGAGUGAUGGUGGUGCAAAUCGGGGGAGGGGGGGGGGGUAAAAAAGGUGUUUACCUUAAAACACAGGGCCCUAAAUAUUCUUUUCCCUCUGUGUUUCCACUUAAAACCUCAACCAGUACUGCUUGAGGCCACCUGGCAUGAUGGAGAAGACGCGUUUGCUUCUGUGUUCCAUUUUGUUCUCUAACCAUUGUCCAGUGAACCACCUCUCAUCCUAACCUCUCACUCAAAGUUUAAAAAAAAAAAAAAGAAAACGCACAAGAUUCUUGCUAAGACACACACUUUGUGUACACCAUGAAGCCCGAUUGCAGCUUUCUUUCCCCCCCUGCUGCUAGGCGACACAUUUAUUUGGCCUCACUAGUUCUCUCCCUGUCUAGUUCUAUCCCAAAGAAAAACGACAUUGCAACCCCCUACAGAGCAUCACUUGUGUCACACGCAGGAGUGAGUGAGCCCCUGUCUGAUGUCUGACAUGUCGGAUCUUUACUGUACAAAGCAUGAGCCGUCUCGCCACGUCGUUACCUCCUCGAUGGAGUCCCUUUCUAGUCCUCGGCGAGAAUGAAGUCUUUCGUUUUAAUGAACUGUUUUGUGGCUGCACUCGUGGUGACAGUGCAGCUUCCUGGUGCAAGUGGGUGCGUGUACAUAUUUUUUGUAAAUACAUCGAGCUGUCCAUAGUGUAAAAAUCGUCCAUGCCCUCUGCAUGUCGGGGAAAAGAAACAGUGUCGAAGUGGUCCGUUGCAAUAUUGUGCUGUCCAUGAGAUGACGGUUGUGAACGCUGAUAGUGUUGGAAACGGUCUUGUGUAGCUUCAUGUGUGGUCAUAGACACGAUGCUUUUUUUUCUUUCUUUUUUUAAGAAAAACUUUUAUUUAAUGAUUUGUAUAAGUGUACAUAAGUAGGCUCAUUGUGCAUGGUGCCCAGGCCACAUAUUUCGGAACAGAGAUUUUGCAUCCUUUAUAAAGUGAUCCGUUGCUAUUCGCGUAUAAAAAGUGACGUUGAAGAGGUAUUGAAAUUCUGGCAUUUAGCGACAACUGAAGGAAGCAUUUGCAUGACACUACUGAGACUCAAGUUUUUUUUUUUUUUGUUUUUUUGUGGGAUUUCCUCAUCACAUUAGAUAAUCAAAGUCCGCGGAUAACGUUUGUCUUUUUUGACAGUAGGACCUUUUCAAGUACCCAUUGUCGUGGUGUUAAGAAUGCAUGAGUCUCUCUUUUACGACUAUAAUCAGUAGAUAGCUAUCCCUGUCUCUGUACUGUACGAAAAAAUACAACGGGAAACCCUGUAACGAGCCCUGUGCUGCCUCCCUGGAAAAAACACCUUCCAAAAAUAAAGAAGAAGAAAACGUC